AAGAGACCUAACCAAGUCCAGCCCAGCGGAAGGAACGGUUUCUGAGUGGUGUUCUUCUCUGAUAAAGGAACCCUUCCCUGUUCCUGCUUUUAUUCUCUUUGAUGUCUGACGAAACAGCUCCCGCUGGAGACAAUUUAGAGUGACUGGUAAAAGGAAAUAAGCUCACAGCAACAAAAAGAAUGCGAUUCCUUCUGGACGUCCUCCUGCUUCUGCCCUUACUGCUCAUCUUCACCUUAGAGUCUCUCCUGAAGCUUUUUAUUCCUAAGAAGAGAAAAUCAGUCACCGGAGAAAUCGUCCUGAUUACUGGAGCUGGGCAUGGAAUUGGGAGGCUGACUGCCUUUGAAUUUGCCAAACUUAAAUGCAGACUGGUCCUGUGGGAUAUAAAUAAGCAUGGACUUGAGGAAACAGCUGAUGAAUGCAAGCGACUGGGCUCAAAGGCCCAUGCCUUCGUGGUAGACUGCAGUGACCGCGAAGAUAUCUACAGCUCUGCGAAGAAGGUGAAGGCAGAAGUUGGAGACGUUAGUAUUUUAGUAAAUAACGCUGGUGUAGUCUACACAUCAGAUUUGUUUGCUACACAAGACCCUCAGAUUGAAAAGACUUUUGAAGUUAAUAUACUUGCACAUUUCUGGACUACAAAGGCAUUUCUUCCAGCGAUGAUGAAGCAUAAUCAUGGCCAUAUUGUCACUGUGGCUUCAGCAGCUGGGCAUACUGGGGUCCCCUUCUUACUGGCUUAUUGUUCAAGCAAGUUUGCUGCUGUUGGAUUUCAUAAAGCUUUGACUGAAGAACUGGCUGCCUUAAAAAGAACUGGAGUCAAAACAACAUGUCUCUGCCCUAAUUUCAUAAACACUGGCUUCAUCAAAAACCCAAGUACCAGUUUGGGACCCGCCCUGGAACCUGAGGAAGUGGUGAAUAGGCUAAUAAACGGGAUCCUGACUGAGCAGAAAAUGAUCUUUAUUCCAUCUUCUAUAAACUUUUUAACCGUGAUAGAAAGGGUCCUUCCUGAGCGUUUCUUGGCAGUUUUAAGACGAAAGAUCGAUGUUAGGUUUGAUGCAGUUAUUGGUUAUAAAGUUAAUGAACAAUGAGUGCUUGGUUUUUUAAAAAUUGAUUUACUAAGCUUAAGUUGAUUUCAUCUAAUAUUAAUCAGAAUUUUGAUGUUUGGACUUCUGCUUUUCCUAAUUAUAUAUUUUUUUUCUUCAAAACUACCUUUUGAGGCUCUGGCAGGUCCUAAUUUCAGAGAAUAUAUAGAAAUAUCUUGGGAACUGAUCUUAUGGAAAAACACAGAGAAAAGAAAAACAGUUUUACAGUAAAUAAGCUCCAAGAUUUUGUGGCUCAUCUGAAGGCUUUGCAAAGUUUGUACUACAAAUAUUUGAUAUAUUUUUAUUUUUAACUACGCUUAAAUUUUGUAUAAUUCACAUGUUUCCUUUUCUGGUCUGUAUAAAAACAGAAACUUCAAGCUAGCUAAAUAUAAUGAAGGACUGUCUAGUGGCAUUUCAUGUCGAGUUCCUGUGAUGCGCAAACAUUUCAUCCUACUCACUCUACCCUGUUUCCUGAGAAAUCACUUACAUUCCAGUGCCAGACAUUUCAGCGCAAGGAAACCAGGGACGAACAUAUGUUGCACAUACAAAAGCACCACUGGGACUUGAGACAGAAAAUUGGGAGAGUGUACCCAUAAGUGGCAACAAUAAUAAAUGGAUCAAACUUAAA
This is a messenger RNA of Phacochoerus africanus (Common warthog), 1704 nucleotides long. It is a transcript of the gene HSD17B11, whose product is annotated as hydroxysteroid 17-beta dehydrogenase 11. Gene Ontology annotation, molecular function: oxidoreductase activity, acting on the CH-OH group of donors, NAD or NADP as acceptor. Lineage: Eukaryota; Metazoa; Chordata; Mammalia; Artiodactyla; Suidae. The coding region runs from base 180 to 1082 and encodes 300 amino acids. The record is from RefSeq and is a predicted model, not a curated record. The transcript has 7 exons. Gene Ontology annotation, cellular component: lipid droplet.